AUGUCAAACCACUCAACAACAUUCCAGUUCAAAGAGGGGCCUGACGUAUUUUCCCCGAAGGAUCUCGUAGAGCUAGGCCGACCUGGCACUGGUGUGGCCAAUCCAGCAGGCGACCUCGUACUAGUUUCUCACAACAAGUUCUCUUUCGAAGAUAAAAAGAACAAUAAGACUAUAUUCAUCACGCCCGUGAAGUCUACAGUGGAACCUUUAGAACUCCCGCUGGCGAAGAGCGGCGAAGCUUUCUGGCUUACUCGAUCUACCCUUGCCCAUGUUAUUGAAGGCGAGGACAAGACAUUGGAAUUAUACACUAUCAAUGUUAAUUAUCACGCUCCUGCUCUCAACGAAGCUGGUGGGUUGACGGCAGAAUCGCCAAAGCUAGUCGGGAGCUUCCCCACCAACAGCGCGACGAAUUUCCGGUACUCAGCUCAAGCUCGUCGACUGGUCUUCUCAGAUUAUGUAUACAGCGACGGAAAGCUCGAGAACGUUAAGGACAAUGACAAGGCUUACGAAGAACGCGGUACUACUGCCAUGGUUUAUGAUCAUACAUAUGUUCGACACUGGGAUACUUGGGUGGGACCCAAAUCUUCAUCUCUUUUCAGUGUAGGAUUGUGGAAGGACCCGGUUGGAGACUGGAACUUUGAACACAACUUCGUGAAUCUUCUAGAGGGAACUGGCCAUAGCUCACCCGUGGAACCAUUCGGUGGAACUGACGAUUUCGACGUCUCUGGCGAGCUGUUGAUUUACACCACCAUAGCUCCAGAAACAUCAGAUGCCUGGCACACAAAACAAAAUAUAUACGUCGUGGAUAUCGCCGGUGGGAAGAAACCUCGGGAACUUACUUCGGGCAAACAAGGUGCUACCCACAGCCCAAUUUUUAACCACGAUGGUACGAAGGCGGCUUGGCUGGAACUAGCCCAUGAUGGCUAUGAGUCCGACCGCGCAACAAUUGUCAUCUACGAUCUUGAGAAGAACGUUAGGUUUACUUUGACUCAGAACUGGGAUCGCUCUCCAGGCGAGCUUGCAUUCUCCACGGACGGAAAUCUCAUCUUCUUUACCGCAGGUGACCGAGCACGAGUCAAGGUUUUCGUUCUUCCUAUCCCCUCGACCCCUUCACAUUCAACCACGGAUCCAGACCUCCCGCCCAAAUACGUCAACCCAGUCGCGAUAACAGAGGAUGGUGCAGCUUCUGGGCUACAACCCCUCCCUGAUGGAGGACUGGUGUUUACGAAGUCGUCUCUUAUCUCCCCGAACGACGUCUUCCAUGUUAGCGGUCUUCGAGGAUUAUUGGCAGAAAUUGAGCAGAACGAUUCACCUGUCAAGUUCAAGGGAGAGAUACAACAGCUUACCCGGUUCACAGCCGAAGCGCUCAAGAACAAAAAUUUGGGCAAAGGAGAGGAUUUCUGGUUCAAAGGCGCAGGUGAUCGUGACGUUCAGGGCUGGUUUAUCAAGCCCAAAGGAUGGAAGGAAGGUGAAAACAAGAAAUGGCCCGUGGUAUUGCUUAUUCACGGAGGCCCCCAAAGCGCCUGGGAGGAUCAGUGGUCCACUCGUUGGAAUCCUAACGUUUUUGCUCAGCAAGGCUACUUCACGGUCUUCAUCAACCCAACAGGCAGCACGACCUUUGGUCAAGAUUUCACCGACGCUAUUGCGGGCGACUGGGGUGGUAAACCAUUCGUUGAUCUAAUUGCUGGAUGGAAGUAUAUUUUGGAAAAGUACCCGGAGAUUGACGCCGAUAGAGCGGUUGCAGCCGGUGCGAGCUGGGGUGGAUAUGCUAUAAACUGGAUUCAAGGGCACCCUGAAUUUGGUUUUGGUUUCAAGGCUCUCGUGUGCCAUGAUGGCGUCUUUGAUUCGAAUUACAACGGUUACUCCACUGAUGAACUUUUCUUCUUCAUUCACGACUGGAACGGAAGACCAUGGGACAAGGGAAGUGAAGAGCUGUCAAAAAUAUAUAGCCCUUCAAACUACGUCAAGAACUGGUCGACCCCUCAACUUUUGAUUCAUGGAAGCAAGGAUUAUCGUCUCCCUGAGACUGAGAGCAUAGGUGCUUUCCACGCUUUACAACAAUUGGGCAUUCCGAGUCGUCUUGUUGUCUUCCCAGAUGAAAACCACUGGGUUCUUGAUCAUGGCAACAGCCUCAAAUGGCACCAUGAGGUGUUCAGAUGGUUUGAUCUGUUCGUGGGCAAGGCCGAAUCCGAGUCCAAGUGA
Molecule: messenger RNA, 2202 nt
Organism: Marasmius oreades (fairy-ring Marasmius)
Lineage: Eukaryota; Fungi; Basidiomycota; Agaricomycetes; Agaricales; Marasmiaceae
Exons: 19
Coding region: 1-2202 (733 amino acids)
Biological process (GO): proteolysis
Molecular function (GO): serine-type endopeptidase activity
Source: RefSeq, a predicted model, not a curated record